Seriola aureovittata is the source of this 2185-nucleotide messenger RNA. RefSeq lists its product as uncharacterized. The record is from RefSeq and is a predicted model, not a curated record. NCBI's taxonomy places the organism in Eukaryota, Metazoa, Chordata, Actinopteri, Carangiformes, Carangidae.
GAACCAGAAGUGCCAUUUGCUGGUUGCCAUUUCAGGAGAUAAUUUGGGAUCCCAUUCUAUUGGGGGCUUUUUAGAAAAUUUCAGCCAGGCUGAUCAUUGCUUGACUACUAUCCUCUUCUAGCUUACAAAGUGUAUAACCUGACACUAAUUGCUCUCCACCAUUCUUUUUCAGAGGCAGUUUAAACAGGCAGGUGACAAAAGCAGACAGGACACUGAAUACUGGAGCAGGCUGUUGAGAACAUGAAUCGUGAAGACAUAGAGGUAGCAGUCUCAACACAUCUACUCGGCCUGUCUGUUCAAACUCUUACUUCCGUGCUGGAGGUGUUAGAAGAGCUUGGCGUUGAGAGCAGAGCAGACCUUGCUUUAGUUCAAGAGAAGGAUCUGGAGAGAUGCCUUCGACCAAUCCAGUGUCAUAAGCUGCUGAAUGGCCUUAAGAAUGAAGCACUUCCAGUAGUUCAGAUUGAAUAUGCUGCUGUCCCCUCUUCACCUCUCAUAAGUACUUCUGAUCCCCCAUCCUCGAGUUCGGCAAGAAGUUCAAGCCUCUUUGCCUUCAUCUCCACUGGCUGCAACCCAUGGUAUAUAGACUUCUAGGUCAGAUGGGACAGGAUGCCAGCAGCAAUUCGAAAUGCAUUGUCAAAUGAAGCAAGACCAUCACCAGGGGAUAGAAAAGACAUGGUGAGGGCAGUUGUGGACCAAAUGUUCGAGCAUGAUCUCAACCCAACAAGAGCAAUAUGUCACAGCAUCGCCCGGAGCAUUGUACGAGACUACCCGAAAUGUUUUGCUGAUGUCAGGAAGAAAGGGGACAUUGUUGGAGAUGGCUGUCACUCUCUUCUCCAACAAAUUAAAACAAGAGUGGAAUAUAAAAACCGAAAUAAUACCCUUGCACGGCGACGCAGAGAAAAAAGAUCACGCACUGCAGUGGUAGAGGGGGGCAGAGUAAUGGCAAGAGCCCCUGUAGAUCAGUACGGAUGUGUGAGAUGGAGUCCUACAGAACUCCCAUCUGGAGAAACUAUGGAAACCUUGUAUGAAAUAAAAAAGCAACUGUGUAACAUCUACUCAGAGAAAGGAAUGGGCGGGGCAGAGACAGCAGAAGCUCUGAUGGAGAAGACAUAUAUUAUCCAACGCCAGUACCUUAACAGUGUUCCUGCACCAGCCGUUGUGGAGAUUACGGAGGAGUGGCCUUUUCUGUUUUCGCAGAGAGGCCUUUACGCUCACUUCGGUCUACUGACAGAUGUCUCCAUCCUCGUUAAAUUGCAAGAGGCCCUGAACAGCAAAGGCAGUACCAUCAUUCGGUUCUGCCAGGAACUCAGCCGUCAUCCCACGAUUGAGGACAUCCUGGCUGAUUACAAGCCAGAGACAUCAGACAAGGCUGCGUGUGUCCUUCUGCUCCUGAUGGCAUACUUCAAAGAGCCCAAGACCUCCAUCAUGCUUGAGACUGAUCCAUGUGCCACUGCCGCUGAUGUCCAAAGGACAGAGAUUCUGCCAAGCACCCCCUGCUUGAUUGUACAAGGUGACCUGAUGAAGCCAAGGUCGUGGAUGCUGUCCAUUGAAAAAAAUGUUGUGAUGGGACCACACAACAACAUUUUGAGCAGGUUGGCUGCGCUUUUCGCCAGCUUCUACAAUCUCAAUCUCCAGUACCCUGAGGACAGUUCGUGCACUUUGGAGUUCAUUCAAAGAUGCUUCUUGGGCAUCAACCCAGAAACGGGCUCGAAGGCGAAGAGGAAGCGUGGCAACAUCAACCCACAUGUGAGCACGUUCAGCAGGAAACUUGUGGACUUUGAGUGGCAGGCAAAUUAGAAGGAACUUUGAGAAAACUUUGAGAACCCUGUUUAAAGGUUUAUAUUGGUUUAAAGGUUUUAAAAAGGUUUAAUAAAGGUUUAUUUUGUUCAAUAUAAUGCAGUAAAAUGUACAUAUUCUAUUUUUCAGAUGUUUUAAUACUGACUUGACCAAAAAAGGCAAAUUAGAAGGAACUUUGAGAAAACUUUGAGAACGACGUUUAAAGGUUUAUAUUGGUUUAAAGGUUCUUAAAAGGUUUUAUAAAAGGUUUAUUUUGUUCAAUAUAAUGCAGUAAAAUAUACAUAUUCUAUUGUUCAGAUGUUAUAAUACUGACUUGACAAAAAAGGCAUGUCAUGUUAAAUGUAAUUGCACUUGGCACUGAACAGUUCAAUUAAAAAGUGAAAACGAA